This is a messenger RNA of Dioszegia hungarica, 813 nucleotides long. RefSeq lists its product as uncharacterized. The record is from RefSeq and is a predicted model, not a curated record. Bases 1 to 813 code for a protein of 270 amino acids. The transcript has 4 exons. Lineage: Eukaryota; Fungi; Basidiomycota; Tremellomycetes; Tremellales; Bulleribasidiaceae.
AUGCAGAUCAAGCGCUUCCUCGUCUUUGGCGCCUCUGGUCGCUCCGGCCGUCAGAUCUGCCGCAUAGCCAAAAAGAAGCAACACUACGUCGUCGCGGUCAUCCGGAAUCCUGAUCAGUCCGUCCUCCGUCUAUCCCCCACUCUUCUCAAGCUCACUAUACUGAUCCCCAGAGCCAAAGACUUUGAAGACGCAGGUAUCCAUACAGCCCUAUUCGAUAUCUCCAAAGCAUCACCACACGAAUACGUCAAGCUCCUACAUCACUGGCGGGCCGAGGUGGUCGUCUGGGCCGCUGGGACGUCAGAGGACGAGCUGGCCCAGACGAUAGACUAUGGUGCGCAGGUGAAUGUCUAUGACGCGAUGGAGGAAGCGGGGGUGAGGCGGGUGAUGGUGGUUGGGAGUAUCGGGAUAUGGAAGGAGGGGACGGAUUGGCCAGAGUGGUAUGAUGAGGCUGCUAGCAAGUCGUCUUUGCUUCAUGGCUCUCAGCGCAGUGUGGGACGGAUACGAAGCUUCGUACCGAAGAUCGUGGAAGCCAAAUAUCAAGCCGAGCAUCACCUCCGCCAGCUCAAACACAUCGAUUACACCAUCAUCCGUCCAGGGGGACUGACAAUUGAAGAUGCCUCUGGCGCAGCACUAGGCAAGGUCGGAGUCGGCUCGACCAGUCGUGAACUAGUAGCUCAGCUUCUCGUCGCCAGCAUCAGCAACCCAGGGAUGUUCGGCCGUACUAUCGACGUGCUGAACGGUGACGAGUCGUUAGCGGACGAGAUCAAAAAGGUGGUCAAGGAGGAUAUCGAUACUUGGGUCGGCGAGGGAUAG